Molecule: messenger RNA, 1461 nt
Organism: Erpetoichthys calabaricus (reedfish)
Lineage: Eukaryota; Metazoa; Chordata; Cladistia; Polypteriformes; Polypteridae
Product: receptor activity-modifying protein 3-like
Exons: 4
Coding region: 217-735 (172 amino acids)
Biological process (GO): cellular response to hormone stimulus; intracellular protein transport; receptor internalization
Cellular component (GO): signaling receptor complex; cell surface; membrane
Molecular function (GO): coreceptor activity
Source: RefSeq, a predicted model, not a curated record
UUCAGCUGGCACACGCAGCGCUCUGGGAGGAGCUGCUCUCUGCUGUCAGACUGACAAUUGUGCUGUUUUAGGGCUACUAUCAAGAUCGUUUCGACAUGGGAAUCGCAUCUAGUAGAGAAAUAUUACGGUUCAGAACCUCAGCAAAUUAAUUUGAGGUUUGAUUUACUCAAAAAUGAUCGACUUUAAAUAUCUCCUCGUCGGCUGAGCUCUUAUUGAAUGGACAGUACUCACAUUAUCCUUAUCGUAAUGGAUAAAAAUGCAUCCUUCAUCCUAAAACUUGUCCUUGUUAGCAUAUGCGCAAAUAAUUGGAUUAUAAGUCAACUUACAGCAGGUGCAUCAAAUACAGGACGCUCAUUGAAGACAAUAAGAUGUAAUGAAACCAGUCUCUUGUUAGGAAUGCAGUUAUGUGGAGAAUACUUCAAGGAUCAAAUGAAACCGAUAGACCAAAAAAAUUGGUGCAACCUGUCAUAUUUUAUCUGGGAAUACCAUCAUUUUUCUACAUGCACUGAAAAUUUCACUGUUAGUGAAGGAUGUUUCUGGCCUAACCCCCUUGUGCAAAGCUACAUAAUUGACAUUCACAAACACUAUUUCUCAAACUGUUCUUUGGACCAAGUGAUUUGGGAAGAUCCUCCAGAUGACACGCUUGCCAUUCUUAUUUUAAUUCCUGUAAUUCUGACAAUUUUAAUGAUAGCCCUUGUUGUCUGGUGCAGCAAGCGAAAUGACAUUUUUUUGUAAUAGAGACUUUUAAGACUGAAGUAAAACUUACAUAACUCUUUCAUCAAUAAAAGGAUCAGUUCAUUAGAAUUUCAAAAUGUUUAAUAUUAGUGGAUUCAGACUUUUCAAAAAAUACAGUUUGGAUAGAGUGCUUUUUUUAACCUCGAAGAAACUGACUUUAAAAAUGUCAAGACAUGUAAAUAUACAUCUUUUUUUAAAUUUUUUUUUUCUGAGAAGGCAACAGUUAAUCUUUUCUUACAUUAAUUUUCUUCUUAUGCUAAUGGAUGCACAUCUCAUGAUUGCUGUCUUCAUGACUAAUGAGUUGCUAUGGACUAGGCAUUGGAUUAAGUUUGCAGUACAGUCAUUAUACUGUAGUUUUAUGCUUUAUCUAUGCUUUUAUCUCAGGCUUAAAAUGAAUAAUACAAUUGUAAGAGAUUAUGUUAUUGACAACAGAAUGUUUUAAGUAUUUUAAUUGGGGAAUACUUAAGACAAAGGGAUAUAAUAAUAAUUUGCAUUUUUUUCUCCUUAUGAAGUUUUUUUUCAUUUUUUUUAUAUAUCAUAGCUGGAGCACAUUCAAUUUGAUUUGUCACUAUUAUGAUGUAUAUAUAUUUCUUGUUUUUAUCUAUAAUGUUUUCUGUUAUAUUCAUGGCGUUCUUAGAUAGCUGGUUAUACAGUAAUUCAUUGUUUAGAAAAAUACAUUAUUUCUCAAUAACUGUCCUUUAAUAUUGUAUUUGAAAUGGUUUGAUU